Molecule: messenger RNA, 1401 nt
Organism: Cryphonectria parasitica EP155
Lineage: Eukaryota; Fungi; Ascomycota; Sordariomycetes; Diaporthales; Cryphonectriaceae
Product: MFS general substrate transporter
Exons: 4
Coding region: 1-1389 (462 amino acids)
Biological process (GO): transmembrane transport
Cellular component (GO): membrane
Molecular function (GO): transmembrane transporter activity
Source: RefSeq, a predicted model, not a curated record
AUGGACGGCAAGCCAGGAAGCCAGCAUGAUGAAGAGACGCAAGUCGAUCUUCCCAAGCCUCAUGAGAUUGGUGCAGUGGAUGACUAUGUACCCGAUACCGAAGAGGAGCGCAAGCUUGUACGCAAGAUUGACCUCUAUCUCUUGCCCGCCAUCUGGUGCAUGUACCUUCUCUCGUACAUGGACCGCACCAACAUCGGCAACGCAAAGACGUCUGGCAUGGCAACAGAUCUUGGUCUCGGUUCGAACGAGUAUUCAAUGGCUCUCACAGUCUUCUUCAUCGGCUAUGUCGUCUGCGAAGUGCCCUCCAACAUGAUCUUAGCUCGAACGAGACCGUCCAUUUUUCUUCCUACCAUCAUGUUCCUCUGGGGCUGUGUCACAAUCGCAAUGGCCUGGGUACCCAACUACCAAGCACUUGUUGGGUUAAGAGUCGUCGUGGGGGUCCUCGAGUCCGGGUUCGCGCCGGGUGUCCUCCUCAUAUUAUCGUCAUGGUAUAAGCCAAACGAACAGGCUAAACGCUUCGGUGUCUACAUUUCGGCUGCGAUCCUGUCUGGUGCCUUUGGCGGGCUUAUAGCCGGUGCUAUCGAGCAGAACUUGGACGGUGCACACGGCCUCCCAGGUUGGAGAUGGCUCUUUGUUGUUGAAGGAGCUGCCACUGCAGGAUGGUCAAUAGUCGCAUCCUUUCUCCUCCUGGACUUCCCUGCCAACACGAAGCGCCUCACCGACCGAGAACGUGAAUUAGCAACCAAGCGACUCCAAUGGUCCAGACCAGUGGUGGGCGAAGAGAAGAUGGGCCACCUCACAGCCCUGAAACACUCCGUCCUCAACUGGAGAACCUGGAUCUUCGUUGUCGGCUACAUGGCUGUCGUCGGCUCGUCCACGCUGUCAUACUUCUACCCAACUCUCGUAGAGGGCCUCGGCUACAGCGGCGCCGUCACUCAGUACAUGACAGUCCCCAUCUACCUGGCUGCCUUCAUCUGCACUGCCAUCAACAGCGUUUUCAUGGACAAGAAACCCCAGUACCGUGGCUACGCACUGGGCGCCUGGAUGGGGCUCGCCAUGGUGUGCGCGAUCAUCACCUGUGUUGUGUACAACUUUCACGCGAGGUAUGCUCUGCUUGUCAUCAUGGCCAGCGGUCUCUGGGCCUCCAAUGCACUCUCGCUGGCGUACGCGUCGACGACGUUUGGGUCUAUGAAUCAUGAAGUCAGGGGCAUCAGCCUUGCCAUCGUCAACGCCAUGGGUAACUUGGCACAGAUUUAUGGUGCAUAUCUGUUUCCGUCUGGCGAUGCGCCCAAGUAUCUCAUGGGUUUUGGCGUCAUCAGCGGGCUUUGCUUUACUGGUAUUGUCUCAUACCUUGCCUUGCAGGUCUUGCUCCGGAGGUACCCGAAUUAAAAAGUACAAAGU